AUGAAUUGCAGAGUGGUCCCUGUAGGGGUUAGGGCGAAAAAAAGCCUUUUAGGAGCUGAAAAAGUGGUCCCUAUAGGAAUAUAAUCAAGGUGGUCCCUAUAGGGGUUUAGAGUCCGUUCAAUUUUAUUCAAAAAAGGCUAUUUUUCUUAUGUUGUUUCGCAUCGUGAUGCUCCUUCGCAUAGAGUCCGUCAAAAUUUUCGGGAUUCCAGGUUCCGAUCAGCAAUCAGAUCGGCCCCGACGGCCAGGGCUUCAACAUCGCGAUGGCCGGACUGAACGGCGGUCGAGUCAACAUCGCCAGCUGCUCAUUGGGAGCGGCUCAGCGGAGCAUCGAUCUCGCCAUUGAGCAUCAGAAGGUCUAUAUUCUGAUCAUGACUGGCUUGCGGGAAAAAUAAUUUUUGAAGAUCGUCUUCUGAGGCCACCUGACUAGGAAGGCCAUUUUUUUUGGUUUCGACUUUUUUACUGAACGACAUUCCGCUAUUCCGCUGCGUGCGGUCGCAAAGCGGUUUUGCCUUUGCGAACCUUGGUCUCCAGAAUGGAAUAGUCUAUCCACCAGCAAUGAUAACCAAUUGAAGGCGGGACCGAGAUUUGCAAAGGCAAAGACGCUUCGCAACCGCACGCAGCGCAACAGCGGAAUGUCGUUGAAUAAUAAUAGUUUGAAAACGCGAUCGAGAUUCGCAAACCGCUUCGCUACCGCACGCAACGCAACAGCGGAAUGUCGUUCAUUAAAAUUUCAAGUUGAGACAAACUGACUAUACUCAUGGUAUAAUAUGAAAAACAUGCAAAACUUAACGAUUUGCUUUGACUUUGAGGUUGUUUUUUUCAAAAACGGUCAAGAGUUUCAAGAAGUUUAUUUGGGACCUGAGAAUGUAACCUGAUCUGAUCCCUGGAGGAGAACCAAGUAAAUGACCUUGAGAGACUAAAGUUCAAAUUCCAAUCACUAAUCGUUUUGCGGUAACUUCUUCAGGUCCGCAAGCAGUUCGGCAAGACGCUCUCGGAGUUCCAGUACAACCAGUUCAAACUCGCCGAGAUGGCGACGAAACUUCAGACCAGCAGGUCAUACUCCUCUUUCACCGAGAGUGAAGCUGGGAGUUCAGGUUGAUCGUCAGACAGGCGGCUCGUCAUCUCGACGCCGACUCGCCGGACAAGGUCGCCCUCUGCGCCAUGGCCAAGCUCCAUGCCACGGAUUACUGCUUCGAGGUUGGUCUUUACGUGCGAACAAUUGAAAAAAAAAACCGAUGCUCUGUCUUCCUCAUGAGCAAAUUUUACGAACGAAGCAGUCGGAUCUCUCUUUAAAUGAUCUUAAUGGAGAAAGAGCUGAAAAAAUAUGCAAUUUCAAAAAGGGGUUUCUGCACUUCUGGACUGGACGUCUUGCAAAUGCGACAUUGGAAUUCCAGAGUGGUCCCUAUAGGGGCCGAAAAAGUGGACCUAUAGGGGUUUAAGGUUUGGCCCCUCAGCCCCUACAGCUCAAGUGAACCCUAAAAAAACUUUCAACUUUAUUUAAAAAAACUCUUAUUUAUUUAUUUUUUUCGCAUGGAAAAAGCUUCUUCGCUUGGAGUUCAUUACAAUUAUCGACUAGCAUUUCCCCUAUAGGGACCACUUUUUGCAAGCUUUAGGGGUUGGCCCCGUAGGUUGCCCCUAUAACCACUCUGGAGUUCCCAAGAAUAUCUUGAAUUUUUCAAUUCUCGGCACUUUGAACAGAAGCCAGAUUCUGUCAUUUAAUUUCAUAUUUUCAAAAAAAUCUCCGCGGGACAAAUCGAGUAGUUAAUCGCCCCCCUCCCUUAAAAAUAAAAAAAUAAAAAUAAAAAUAAGUGUUCACUCAUAGUCAAACGAAACCGAGGUAACGAGAAUUUGAAAAAUUUCCAUUUUUACAGAAUCUCUGAAACAUCAAAGUUCGAAAUAAAAAGAUUAAAAAGAAGUGAGAGAAAGUCUCGUUGUCUGGCGUCUUUUCUCUUCAACUUUAAAAGCUGAAAUUAAUCUUUUUUCCCCAGGUUGUCAAUCAGUCCCUCCAAAUGUUGGGCGGCUACGGAUUCUUGAAAGACUACCCCAUUCAACAGUACUUCCGCGACAUUCGCGUCCACCAGAUCCUCGAAGGGACCAACGAGAUGAUGCGGAUGAUCAUCAGCCGCGACGUCCUCAACAAGGACAUCUUCUGGAACUCUUAA
Molecule: messenger RNA, 2162 nt
Organism: Caenorhabditis auriculariae
Lineage: Eukaryota; Metazoa; Nematoda; Chromadorea; Rhabditida; Rhabditidae
Source: the annotation of a GenBank genome assembly